AUGCAGCGACGCCCUUCCCUUGUUCCUGACCUGUUCCACAUCAAACGGACAACCGUGGAACCUGGAUCGCCUCCUAUCGUCCGUACCGAAAUUUGCGGGACUUACACCGACCUCGAUUCAGCUCAGAAGGUUGCACUUCGCCGCCUUGAGGAUGAGGGUUUGUCUCGCGACUCUCUGGGCGACUAUGCGACGAAUGACAUCACCCAACCUUCAUCAGCAUGGAAGCAUGGGGAAAACGUUGUUGUCCACGCCCGGAAGGGGGACGAGGUUCAUGACGUUGAAAUCGAAACCACGCCAAAUUCUCUGGGCGUCCGCUCCAAGCCGGGUGAUGGGAGAGUAGAGGAUAAUCUUUUCUAUGUUCUUUGCACCGUCCAGGCUGCCGAUGGGUCUACACAUACGGAAAUCAGGGGAAUACAUUUGUCCCGACAGGCGGCUGUGGCUGCUGCCCGGCAUGAAUUGGUGAGUGGCGACCGCAAACAGGACUGGUACAAAGACUACAAAGAGGAAGUCGGGGUGGGCCACAGGGAGGAAGAUGUUGAAGGACACCAGCUUGUUGUGACUGCAACUGGGGAGGAAGGCGAGAAGUACAUUGUCAGCGUGAUUCAUGAAAGCUGA
Molecule: messenger RNA, 615 nt
Organism: Fonsecaea multimorphosa CBS 102226
Lineage: Eukaryota; Fungi; Ascomycota; Eurotiomycetes; Chaetothyriales; Herpotrichiellaceae
Exons: 1
Coding region: 1-615 (204 amino acids)
Source: RefSeq, a predicted model, not a curated record